AUGGCAACCCUGCUGUUACCAACGGGUCCUGAUGGCUUGCGGCGGUUCACUCGCGAAUCCUUGGCUGCCCUGGAGCGGCGGAUUGCGGAGGACCAUGCCAAGAACGCCAAAGGUUGCGAGGAGGCUCACAGGAACGCAGAGCCGCCCAGACCCAGGCCCGACCUGGAGGCUGGCAAGCAGCUGCCACGCAUCUUCGGUGACAUCCCUCCAGAGCUUAUUGGGGUGCCACUGGAAGAUAUCGAUCCAUUUUACUUCAAGAACAGGAGGACUUUUAUAGUACUAAACAAAGGGAAGGCCAUCUUCAGAUUCAGUGCCACAUCUGCACUUUACAUAUUGAGUCCAUUUCAAUUAAUCAGAUCAAUUGCCAUAAAAAUUUUAGUCCACUCAUUGUUCAGCCUGUUCAUCAUGUUCACUAUACUCACCAACUGUUUCUUCAUGGCCAUGUCUGAUCCGGCACUAUGGACCAAGUACCUGGAGUAUACUUUCACUGCCAUUUACACUUUUGAGUCAGCGAUAAAGAUAUUUGCGCGAGGAUUCUGUAUAGUGCCGUUCACCUUCUUGAGAGAUCCGUGGAACUGGCUGGACUUCAGCGUCAUUCUUAUGGCAUAUGUAACAGAGUUUGUAGACCUUGGAAACGUCUCUGCACUAAGAACCUUCAGAGUGCUACGGGCCCUGAAAACCAUCUCAGUUAUCCCAGGUCUGAAGACCAUCGUCGGCGCUCUGAUCCAGUCUGUAAAGAAGUUGGCAGACGUGAUGAUCCUGACUGUCUUCUGUCUCAGUGUGUUCGCCCUCAUCGGCCUGCAGCUCUUCAUGGGGCUUCUGAGACAAAAGUGUGUCCGCAGCCUCGCGCACUGCGUGAACUCCUCUUACAGCCCCAACGCAUCUUUCAUCUGCAACAACAGAACCUGGAGCUCCAGGGCAGACUUUCUCAGCAGCGAAGAUAAUUUUUACAAGGUUGAAGGUGAUAAGGAUGCCUUAAUAUGUGGAUAUGGAAAUGAUGCAGGGAAGUGUCCAGAUGGAUUUGACUGCCUGAAAGUAGGAAGAAAUCCAAACUAUGGCUACACCAGUUUCGAUACCUUCGGCUGGGCUUUUCUGGCCCUUUUCCGUCUCAUGACACAAGACUACUGGGAGAAACUGUUCCACCAGACUCUACGCUCAGCAGGGAAAGCCUACAUGGUUUUCUUUGUGCUGGUCAUCUUCCUGGGCUCCUUCUACCUGGUCAACCUGAUCCUUGCUGUGGUGGCCAUGGCCUAUGAGGAGCAGAAUCAGGCAACCAUUGCUGAGGCCUGGCAGAAAGAGAGGGAGUUUCAGCUGGCUAUGGAGCACCUCCGCAGAGAGCAAAGAUUGGCAGCGAGAAGUAAAGCACAGGAGACAGACUCUGUGUUGUCCCCAGAGUUGUCUCCAUUUUGUCUGAAGACGGGCAGCAUACGGCGAAACAGCAGCAGAAGGAGGAGAUCUCACAGGACUUUAUCAGAAGAAACAGAGGAAGCUGCUGAAGAGAAGUUUGACCCACUGGAUGAGCCCAUGCCUCCUGUGUCUCCAAUGCCGGUCCAUCCUCUGCUGGCCACGCUCUCCUCUCACCCCCUCAGUACCAGGAGAGGAAGCCAGAACAGCAUCUUUAGCUCGUUCCGGGUGCGCAACAACUCUGAGGCUGACUUUGGGGACGACGAGUAUAGCGUUCAUGGGGACGUCUUCAGGAGUCGCGCCAGCUCAAUGGCAACACCCUGGAAAAGGAGGACAGGCAGUGUGAGGAGCCACUGCUCCCAAGUCUUCACCCCCAGCCUCAAUGUCAACGGCAGACUCAACAUUUCCCUUGACCAGAAUGGAGUUACGACAAUGGGCCUGCACACCCCUACCUCCAUGCCUGCUUACAGCAUGGAGAGGAUCAAGGAAGACACUAUGCCCACCAAUGCAGAAGAUACAGCUCCCAGAUCUCUUCUUCAGCCUUCCCCAACAAUGACUGACCCUCCAACUGUGCACAGGAAAAGAGGGCUGAGCUCUGUCAGCUUUCUGAGUGAUGCCAUGGAGGAGCUGGAGGAGUCAAGGCAAAAGUGCCAUCCCUGCUGGUACACAUUCGCCAAGAAGUACCUAAUAUGGGACUGCUGCCCCUGGUGGCUGAAGUUGAAGGACUGGGUGAAGUGUAUGGUGAUGGAUCCUUUCCUGGAUCUGGGUAUCACUAUAUGUAUUGUGCUGAACACCCUCUUCAUGGCCCUGGAGCACUAUCCCAUGACUGAUGAGUUCAACACGAUGCUCUCAGUGGGCAAUCUGGUGUUCACAGGGAUCUUCACAGCUGAGAUGGUGUUCAAACUGAUUGCCAUGGACCCUUACUACUACUUCCAACAGGGCUGGAACAUCUUUGACGGGGUCAUUGUUUGCCUCAGUCUGAUGGAGUUGGGUCUCUCCAAUGUAGAGGGGCUGUCUGUCCUACGCUCCUUCAGACUGUUACGAGUAUUCAAACUGGCCAAGUCGUGGCCCACUCUCAACACUCUAAUCAAGAUCAUUGGCAACUCGGUGGGCGCCCUGGGGAACCUGACACUGGUGUUGGCCAUUAUUGUCUUCAUCUUCGCUGUAGUGGGCAUGCAGCUAUUUGGAAAGAACUACCAGGACUGUGUGUGUAAGAUCGCCAAUGACUGUCAGCUGCCUCGCUGGCACAUGAAGGACUUCUUUCACUCCUUCCUGAUCGUGUUCAGGGUGCUGUGUGGCGAAUGGAUCGAGACCAUGUGGGAUUGUAUGGAAGUAGCGGGUCAGCCCCUCUGCAUCCUGGUGUUCAUGUUGGUCAUGGUCAUAGGGAACUUAGUGGUGCUGAAUCUCUUCCUGGCCCUGCUGCUCAGCUCCUUCAGCUCAGACAACCUCUCUGCUCCAGAUGAAGACGGCGAUUUGAAUAACAUCCAGAUCGCCAUUGCCCGCAUCCACAGUGGCAUGUCCUGGUUCAGCACGAACAUUAACGACCUGUUCAAUCGCAAUGUGAAACGCCCGCAGGAGAAGGCCAAGGAUGUCAGUCAGUCCCCCAUCAAGCUGGUUGGCAACCACGUGGAAAGCAAUGGAGGAAUUUUUGGAAGCUAUGUAGAAAAAAACAUCAUACAAGAGGAGGACAGCUACAUGACCAACCCAAACCUGACAGUUAUUGUUCCCAUCGCGCCCGGAGAGUCAGAUGUGGAGUUUCCGGAGGAGGAGGAGAUUUCUGAGUCAUCAGAUGAUGAAGAAAAAUGCGACUUUUUCACUUCUCAGGAGAAUAUCAGCCUGUCAGAGGGCAGCACAGUGGAUUUAAGGAAGCCUGGAGAGGACAUGGACUUUUUAACUGAGCUGAUUGAAGAGAGUAUGGAGCCAGAGGAAUGCUUCCCAGAAUUCUGCAUGAGGCACUGUCAGUGCUGCCACGUGGACACCAGUCGCGGACUGGGACAGGCCUGGUGGAGACUGAGGAAGACCUGCUACCAGAUUGUGGAGCACAGCUGGUUUGAGACCUUCAUAAUUUUCAUGAUCCUGCUCAGCAGUGGGGCUCUGGCCUUUGAAGACAUCUACAUUGAGAAGAGAAAAGUCGUAAAAGUGGUGUUGGAAUAUGCCGACAAGGUCUUCUCCUACAUCUUUGUGUUGGAGAUGUUCCUCAAGUGGAUCGCAUACGGCUUCAAGAAGUACUUCACCAACUACUGGUGCUGGCUCGACUUUCUCAUCGUAGACGUCUCCUUGAUAAGCCUGGUAGCAAACUCACUGGGAUAUUCAGACUUUGCUGCUAUCAAGUCUCUGAGGACCCUCCGGGCUUUGAGACCUCUCAGAGCUCUGUCCAGAUUCGAGGGCAUGCGGGUGGUUGUGAACGCUCUCAUAGGAGCCAUCCCCUCCAUUAUGAACGUGCUGCUAGUGUGUCUCAUCUUCUGGCUCAUCUUCAGCAUCAUGGGAGUCAACUUGUUCGCUGGCAAGUUUGGGAAGUGCGUGAACAAAACGGGCUUCAUCCACAGUAUCUCUAUAGUCAACAACAAGUCAGAGUGCCUGUCCAUGAACGACACGCAGUUCUACUGGACAAAAGUGAAGGUCAACUUUGACAACGUGGGCCUCGGAUACCUUUCCCUUCUGCAAGUGGCUACAUUCAAAGGAUGGAUGGAAAUAAUGCAUGCAGCUGUUGAUUCAAGAGGGGUGGAGGACCAACCCAUCAGAGAAAUCAACCUCUACAUGUACCUAUACUUUGUCGUAUUCAUCAUAUUCGGCUCCUUCUUCACCCUCAAUCUUUUCAUCGGUGUCAUCAUUGACAAUUUCAAUCAGCAGAAAAGAAAGAUGAGUGGACAGGAUAUCUUCAUGACUGAAGAACAAAAGAAGUACUACAAUGCUAUGAAGAAGUUAGGAUCUAAAAAGCCUCAAAAGCCAAUACCAAGGCCUGGGAACGCCCUCCAAGCGUUCUUCUUUGAUCUUGUGUCCAAGCAAGCCUUCGACAUCAUAAUCAUGAUGCUCAUCAUCGUCAACAUGGUGACCAUGAUGGUAGAAACAGACGAGCAGUCAGAGCGCAUGGAGUCCAUCCUCAACAAGAUCAACCUGGUCUUCAUCGUAUUCUUCACCACCGAAUGCCUGAUCAAGCUCUUUGCCCUCCGCUGUUAUUUCUUCACAGUUGCAUGGAACGUCUUUGACUUUGUGGUGAUUAUUCUCUCCAUUGUGGGGAUUGUUCUUGCAGACAUCAUUGAGAAGUACUUUGUGUCUCCGACCCUGUUUCGAGUCAUCAGACUGGCAAGGAUAGGGCGUGUACUUCGACUCAUACGUGCAGCCAAAGGAAUAAGGACUUUACUCUUUGCCUUAAUGAUGUCCAUGCCUGCACUGUUCAACAUUGGCCUCCUGCUUUUCCUCGUCAUGUUCAUCUAUGCUAUCUUCGGUAUGGCAAACUUUGCCUACGUGAAAAAACAAGACGGGAUUGAUGACAUGUUUAACUUUGAGACCUUUGGGAACAGUAUGAUCUGCCUUUUUCAGAUCAGCACUUCGGCAGGCUGGGACAACCUCUUGAGCCCUAUAAUGGCCAGCUCCCCAGAGGAGUGCGAUGUAAACUUUGUCAAUACUGGCACUAAUACUCGGGGGAACUGUGGCAGCCCCUCGAUGGGCAUAGCUUUCUUUGUUAGUUACAUAAUCAUUUCUUUCCUCAUUGUGGUAAAUAUGUACAUAGCUAUAAUUCUGGAGAACUUCAGCGUUGCCACAGAGGAGAGUACAGAGCCGCUGAGUGAGGAUGACUUUGAGAUGUUUUAUGAAGUUUGGGAGAAAUUUGAUUCUGAGGCCACACAGUUUAUUGAGUUUUCCAUGCUAUCAAGCUUUGCGGACACUCUUUCGGAGCCACUGCGCAUCGCCAAGCCCAAUAAGAUCAAGCUGAUCGCCAUGGAUCUUCCCAUGGUCAGCGGGGAUAGGAUCCACUGCCUGGAUAUCCUGUUUGCCUUCACAAAGCGGGUCCUGGGAGAGUCCGGUGAAAUGGAUGCCCUUAAGCAGCAAAUGGAGGAGAAGUUCAUGAUGACAAACCCCUCAAAAAUUUCCCACGAACCCAUUACUUCUACACUGCGCCGCAAACUGGAGGAGGUGUCCGCCAUCAUCAUUCAGAGGUGUUACAGGAGGCAUCUGGUCCGUCGGCAGAUGAAGCAGGCAUCCUACCUCUACAGACAAAUAAACUAUGAGACUGUAGUGGAUGUGGAGACCGCUCCAGAGACGGAGGGGCUGAUAGCCUCUAUGAUACAACACUAUGGACCUGUGGAGGUGGAGGUUGAAGAGACAGCAGAGGCCACUCUAAUGUCCUCGCCACCAUCUUAUGACAGUGUGACCAGGGCAGCCAGUGCCCUCUCUGAGGUCGUCAGAUCAAUAUCCAGAGACUCUGAACUUGGGGAACCUGGUGAAAACUAUGAGGAAACUUUUCUUUGA
This is a messenger RNA of Scomber scombrus (Atlantic mackerel), 5871 nucleotides long. RefSeq names its product sodium channel protein type 4 subunit alpha B-like. Gene Ontology annotation, cellular component: axon; voltage-gated sodium channel complex; plasma membrane. Bases 1 to 5871 code for a protein of 1956 amino acids. The transcript is spliced from 26 exons. Gene Ontology annotation, molecular function: protein binding; voltage-gated sodium channel activity. NCBI's taxonomy places the organism in Eukaryota, Metazoa, Chordata, Actinopteri, Scombriformes, Scombridae. The record is from RefSeq and is a predicted model, not a curated record. Gene Ontology annotation, biological process: membrane depolarization during action potential; sodium ion transmembrane transport; neuronal action potential.